AUGCUAGAUAGUACAACUUCUCAUAAAAGUCCUUAAUUAUCGAAAUCUAUUAAAUCAAAAUAAGAACUUUAAAGUUUCUAUCAUUAUUCGAAGAUUAUGAAAUUAAAAGAAGUGACUUAAAAGCCAAGUUAAUUAUCUAUAAAUUUUAAUUUAAGUCAAUAAAAUUCGAUUGGACUUCGAUAAAGUGAUCAUAUAAGCAAUUUUGAGUUUUUAAUUUAAUAAAAUUCAAGGCAUAAUUAUCAUAGAUAAAUAAGAGAAUAAUAUCAAUAUCAUUCACAAUCAUAAUUAACAAAAAAUUUGACAGAAAAAAUUAAUUGGUAAAAGUAUAAAGAAAAUCAAAAAAGAAUUGAAUAGGCUCUUAAUAAAUAGAAAUUUAAUCACUCUUUGGAAAACAAUUAAUAAUCUAUAACAAGAAGAAGAGUUUAAAGAUUAUCUUCAGAAACAUCAACUUAAUCCAAAUUCUUUAUAGAAUCUAGACCUACCUCUAAAUUAGGUACUUAACUCUAAAAUUAGAUUAUAUUUGAUUCUAUGUAAAAGAAAUAAUCAAUCAAAGCUGUAAGUACUUAACAUUAAAGUUAAAUUGAUCAAUAUGAUAAUGAAAUUUCACCAAAAAAUAUAAAUUUCGACAAUUUGGUCAAUAAAAUUUUAGAUAAAAAGUAAGAACAAUAAUCAGAUAAUGAUGAAAAUGAAGAUUAUAAUUAGGAGGAAGAAUUUGAAGAAUAUAAAGAUGAAAAAGAAAUUAUUAAUAAAAAUGAGGGAAUAUAUGAAUAAAUUGAAAAAUAAUUAGAUAAUAAUUUAAGAAGAUAAUUAUAAUAAAAAAUUAAGUAGGAUAACAUAAAUAAUUAAUAAAUAUAAACUACAAAUAAAUAAACAAUUCAAAAAUUAUAAUAAACAAAAAAAAAGUUAUAAGCUUCUAUAAAAUAAUAACUGUAAUUUUAAGGGAAUUAAUAAGAAGCAGAUAAAGAAUAAUAAUAAUAAUAAUAAUCUUUAAAUUAAAAUAAUAUCAAUUCCCCUAAAAAAAUCAAUGAUGUUAAAACAAAAAUACAUAAUGAUGAAUAUAUAAAGGUAUUAAGAGAAGAAUAAAAUUAAUAUAAAUAGAAUUAAUUAAUAUUAUAGAAAGAAGAAGAGAAAAAGUAAUAAGCUAAAUUAUUAGAAAUACAGCAAAUUUAAGAGGAAAUAGAAAGAAAAAAAAAUAAAAAGGAAGAAUAUAUUUAUAAUUCUUAAGAAAAUGACAGUGAAGAAUAAUUUAUUAAGAGAUAAUAAUAAUUAAAAUUAGAUUUAAUUGAAUCUUAAAAAAAAGAGUAGGAAAGAUUGUUGAGAGAGUAAUAAUUAUAAUAAAAAGAGAAAGAAGAAUUAUUGAAUAAGGCUAAAAAUUAGGAAGAGAAAGAGAUUGAAGAAAAUAAGAAAAAAGAAAUAGCUUAACUUAUUUAAAAAUAAAAAGAUGAGAUUGAAAAAUAAGCAUAAGAAGAAAUUGCUAAAUAAACUUUGAAAUUAGAAAAGUAAAAAAGUGUCUUAAUAAUUUCAAAAUAGACAAUCUAAGAAAGAAAAAGAUCUUAAGAAGAAAUAGAAACUACAAAUCGACAAAUAAAGAGAGAAAUUGAAUCAAAAAUAUAAAAAUAAAAAGAAGAUGAUGAAAAAGAAGAAUUAGAAUAGUUGAGCUUUGUUGAUUACAUGUUGAGAUCCCAAAAUGUUUAUGAUGUGAAUUAUGAUGUAAAUCUUGUUUAUUUAGAUAUAGAAAUUUAAAUUAUAUGAAGAACAACUAAAGAAAGUUAAAGAGCCCCCAAAUUAUUUGGAGGAAGAUGAAUUGAAUAUAUACAAUUUCUUAAGGAUUUGGAAGUAAGUAAAUAAGAAAGGAUAAAAUAAAAUUUUGAAUAAAUAAAUCAAAGAAAAUCAAGAACCUUCAACUUAAAUUUGA
Messenger RNA from Paramecium primaurelia, 1915 nucleotides. Lineage: Eukaryota; Ciliophora; Oligohymenophorea; Peniculida; Parameciidae. The record is from the annotation of a GenBank genome assembly.